AGUUCAGAUCUUUUAUUUACUAUCGAUUGCUAUAUCAUUCCCAUGAAAAUAUAUUAUAUUCAUUCAUACAGAUGGUGUAACGUUAUGAAUUUCCCAGAGCAGAGGUGUGUUUUCACCUUGUUUGUCUUGAUCUUUAUUGGAGCUGCUUUUGGUGAUCUUGGGGAAGGAAAGAGUGUCUGGAAAAAGUUUAAUCCCUUGGUUCCUGUGGAUGAAAGUCAGCUGUUUGUAUAUAAUACUUUCCCCAAGGACUUCUUAUGGGGUGUAGGAUCUUCAGCUUUCCAAACAGAAGGUUCAUGGGACAGAGAUGGGAGAGGUCCUUCAAUCUGGGACAAUUUUACACACAAUAUUGGUGAAACCACAGGAACUGACACUGGUGACAGUUAUAUAUUUUUUGAGAAGGACAUUACUGCUCUGCAAGAGUUGGGAGUUUCAUAUUAUCAGUUCUCUAUUUCAUGGACACGUCUCUUUCCAGAUGGUAUUGCAAAUAAUUUCAAUAUAGAAGGACUUCAGUACUAUAAUGCCCUAAUCAGCUCUUUACUUGACAGGAAAAUAAUGCCUGUAGUCACACUGUACCACUGGGAUUUGCCGCUGUAUAUUCAUGAAAAGUAUGGAGGGUGGAAAAAUGAAUCAAUAAUUGAUCUAUUCAAUGAUUAUGCCACCUUUUGUUUCCAUAUGUUUGGAGAUCGAGUUAAGUACUGGAUUACAAUCCAUAACCCUUUUCUUAUUGCCUGGAAUGGCUAUUACAAGGGUCAACAUGCCCCUGGGGAAAGAGAUGACUUAACUACGGUCUACAAUGUUGCUCACCAUCUGAUAAAGGCUCAUGCUAAAGUAUGGCACACCUACAAUGACAAAUUCCGUCCAAGUCAGAGAGGCUUCAUCUCCAUAGUCUUGGGGUCUCACUGGAUUCAACCACAAGUGAGGGGAGUCAACGAAAGACAGAUUACAGAAAAAUGCCAGCAGUCUAUCAAUGAAAUGCUGGGAUGGUUUGCACAACCAAUUUUUGGAGAUGGUGAAUACCCAAAUAUUUUUAAAAAUGAAAGCUUUAUGAAGAUCCCAACACUUACUCCUGAUGAAAAGAAUUAUGUCAAGGGAACUGCAGAUUUCUUUGCACUUUCUUUUGGUCCAAAUAAUUUUAAUAAACUGCAAAAUGCCCAGGGUCUACAGGAAUCACAUUAUAUAAGGCCAAUAUUAAACUGGAUUAAAUUGGAAUAUAACAGUCCCAGAAUCUUGAUUGCUGAGAAUGGCUGGUGCACGAUAAGUUAUGUUUCGACUGUAAACACAAUUGCCAUGUAUUCAAUGAAACUCUUUAUCAGCGAUGUACUACAAGCCAUGAAAUACGAUGGAGUUGAUGUGUUUGGUUACACAGCCUGGUCUCUACUGGAUGGUUUUGAAUGGGAACUUGCAAAUACAAUCAGACGAGGACUGUUUUAUAUAGAUUUCAACAGUAAAGAAAAAGACCGGCUUCCAAAGUCAACAGCUUUGUUUUAUAAAGAAAUCAUACGGUCAAAUAGCAUCCCUCAAAUAAGCUAUUCCAAAACUUCACAGGGGCAGUUUCCUUGUAAUUUUAAUUGGGGAGUCGCAGACUCUGUGCUACAGGCUGAACUUAGGCCUUCGUCUCCCCAGUUUAAUGAUCAUAAUGUGUACAUAUGGAACAUUACUGGGGAUGGGAUGCUACAUAAAGUUGAUGGAGUAUAUGUGAAGACUCGACCAGCACAAUGUACAGAUUUUAGUAGCAUUGGAAAACACCUAAAGCUGUUGAAGAAGAUGAAAGUUACCCACUACAAAUUUGCCCUUAACUGGUCUUUGAUCUUACCAAAUGGAGAUUUGUCUGUCACCAAUAAAGAAGUGCUUAGAUAUUACAGGUGCAUGAUCAGUGAACUACUACUAGUCAAUAUUACAUCAAUGGUUACACUGUAUCAUCCAACAAAUCUCAGUUUAGGCCUACCCGUUCCUUUGCUGAAAAAUGGGGGUUGGCUAAAUAGAUCUAUCACUCAUCAGUUUUAUGCCUAUGCUAAUGUGUGCUUUCAGGAGCUAGGUGACUUGGUUAAGUUCUGGAUUACUUUAAAUGAGCCAAAUAAAAUGAGUCUAAAUACCAGAAAUAGCAAUGAAACCUAUCAGAUGGUACAUAACAUGCUAAUUGCACAUGCCUUAGCUUGGCAUAAUUAUGACAAAAAUUAUAGGCCUCAUCAACAUGGACAGGUGUCACUAGCAUUGUACGCAGACUGGUUUGAACCAGCUAAUCCCUUUGCCAAAGAAGAUUACAAAGCUGCCGAAAGACGCCAAGAAUUUGAUAUAUCCUGGGUUGCAGAUCCAGUGUUUAAAACUGGUGACUAUCCCAAAUCAAUGAGAGAAUAUAUAACUUCCAAAUAUAAACGAGGUGUUUCUGAAUCAUUUUUGCCACAGUUCACAGAAGAUGAAAAGAGGCUUCUUAAAAGAACUGCUGACUUUUAUGCACUUAACCACUUUACAACAAGACUUGUGAGUCAUGUUUACAAGACUGGAAGCACACAGAGAGAUGACAGUGAUAGUGUACUACUAAAAGAUAUGACUUGGGUAACAUCACCGGCUGGAUUUUCAGUGGUGCCUUGGGGAAUACGUAAACUUCUGAAAUGGAUAAAAGUGAAUUAUGGGAAUAAAGAUAUUUACCUCACAGCAAGUGGGGUGGAUGACAGAAAUUCAACUAAUGAUAUACUUCGAAAAUAUUAUUUAAAAAAAUAUGUCAAUGAAAUUCUAACAGCAUUUCAGAAUGACCAUGUCAAUAUAAAAGGCUACUAUGCCUGGAAGCUGAGCAAUACAUUCAUUGGGUUCUUCUUACCACCAUAUGCUGAAUCAAAGGCCAAGCAGUCUGUGGAGGUAUACAACAAAAUAAUCAGUGACAAUGGAUUUCCUGCUGAAAAUUCAGUUAACGCAUGUCAUUUCCCUGAACAAGGAUCCUGUAGUUUGUUUUGUGAAUUCUUAGUGGAGAAGAAACCCCUGCUGUUCUUUGGAUUCUGUCUCCUGUUUGCUCUUGUCCUGCUUGUUAUGAUCAUUCACCUGCACAGAAAGAAAAAAGAAAGCCCUUACUAACUACCAAAACUCAAGCACUUUCGGAGGGUUGAUGCUACUAGUGGUCAUUGAGUCGAUCUGUUUCAUGAGUAAUGUCAGAAGUCUGAGAACAUUCCAAUAAAUAAAGUGAGAAAAGGAAUGCUGAAUGUAUGAAAGAGCAUACACAAAUGAAGUAUAACUGUACCACAUGCUUUGUGUUAGCAUGUGCUCUGGUGUCUUGCACUGUUACGCAUGUAAGAAUGAUUAAAUGCAUAUUCUACUAAGCGAAGGUAAACAGAGAACUAGAAGUUAAUUCUUUUUGACUCCUGAAGAGCAGUGAAACUAUUCUAAUCCCUACAGAGAGCUCUGAAUGGUGAAUGUUUAGUAUUACUGAUCAUGCAAAAUCUAAAAUACUCCUUAACACUUGCCCUACAAACUGCCAGUUUUUACUUAUCUGUAAAAUAGGUGAACACCUCAAAGAAUACUUCAUGCACUGAAAGAAUUCAUAUAGCUGAGGAGCUCUUCACCAUAUAAUGUGGAAACAUGUAUCCUAGUAUCUCCUAAUGAAUUCAUUCAAACUAUUUCUUAUCCCAAUAUUGGAAAGAGGGUUACCACUGAAUUUCAGUGUAUUUAGCACAAAAAACAAUGGUCUUUACACUUUUUUAAAGCCUAAAGGAUACAAAAAAAAUGCAAGCAGACAGGGGAUUGCUAGCUAACCUACAUAAACUAGAAUUUGGUCCUUUAGGUCUUUCCUUCCCUUUUUCAACAAACACAAGAGCAUUUUCCUUAACACCAUUGCGGAUGAUGAACUAACUUAUACUGUUAUUCUUUCUGUGAAUAUAUAUAUAUAUAUAUAUAUAUAUAUAUAUAUAUAUAUAUAUAAAUAAAACAUCAAUAUCACUGCAACGUUAUCCCACUUUGAAGUGUAAUGUCACCAGCUGUGAUUACAGACAGACUGACAUUUUAUCAUGACUCUCACUAUUGGAGUACAGCCUAAUAAAGAUGCAAUCUUUUUGUGAGAUAUCAAAUUAAAGCCAGUCUGUCCAAUUCCAUUACUAUCCUAGUUAGACAAAGUUUGACAGUAACUGUAUAUUAAAAUGUGACAUUAACUCAGAUGUUUGGAAAGCUGUAGGAAAGUACAGAUAUCAGAAAAUGAUAAUUCCACAGGUCUUUUAAAGUGAAAAAAGAACAUACAAUGUGUAAUUGUCUUAAAAAUGUCAUUCAUAGUUCUGAAAUGUUUGUAAAUCCAUAUAUUCUAAAAUCUUCUGUGUCAUAAUAUUUCAGUGUUUUUAUACUGAAAAUUGUACAUCUUUACUGUCCUUACUCUAUUAUAUUAUGUGUCACGUUACUGUUUUUAUAUCUCUAUCUCAAUGGCUCAUUAGCGCAAAAUUCUGUCACAUUCUGUAUUUGUACUCCACAUUUUUUUACAGUUGGGAAACCAUUUUCCACAUUGAAAUGUCACUUUUUUCAUAAAAUAUUACAUUUUAAAGCUCUACCAAUUAGAUUUCUAAUAAAUUAUUUCUUAUUUUUAGAUAUUUUAUAUAUGUAAGCAUUCUAAAAUGCAAAAUGCUGCCACUGUACCCAGCUUGGUCUCACUUUUGCAUGGCAAAUGUUCAGUUACUCAAUAAAUAUGAUUGUGCACUGCA
Messenger RNA from Protopterus annectens (West African lungfish), 4670 nucleotides. It is a transcript of the gene KLB, whose product is annotated as klotho beta. Bases 43 to 3066 code for a protein of 1007 amino acids. Gene Ontology annotation, molecular function: fibroblast growth factor binding; hydrolase activity, hydrolyzing O-glycosyl compounds; fibroblast growth factor receptor binding. Lineage: Eukaryota; Metazoa; Chordata; Ceratodontiformes; Protopteridae. The record is from RefSeq and is a predicted model, not a curated record. The transcript has 5 exons. Gene Ontology annotation, biological process: carbohydrate metabolic process; fibroblast growth factor receptor signaling pathway.